Carassius auratus (goldfish) is the source of this 7167-nucleotide messenger RNA. RefSeq names its product protocadherin-7. Gene Ontology annotation, biological process: homophilic cell-cell adhesion. Bases 938 to 4915 code for a protein of 1325 amino acids. The transcript is spliced from 4 exons. Lineage: Eukaryota; Metazoa; Chordata; Actinopteri; Cypriniformes; Cyprinidae. Gene Ontology annotation, molecular function: calcium ion binding. The record is from RefSeq and is a predicted model, not a curated record. Gene Ontology annotation, cellular component: plasma membrane.
CGCGAGCUCCUUCGAGACACUCACGGUCUCCCAUUUCAUCUGAACGGUCGAGUUACGUAGCGAGGGAAGUGUUGCAGUGAACGGAGGGGGAAGAGUGAGGGAGAGGUUGAGAGAGAGAGGGAGACUGCAGCAUCAUUUGAGGGACGUUCACAUGCAGUGCAGUAGAACGUGCAGGUGAGGGGAGGAGGAGAAUGCGGGACUUUUUCCUCAAACACUUCACACACAUCCACUACGGACUCCGGAGGAAUUACUAAAGGCUUUUGUUGCUACUUCUCUAUCCCGCUCACCAUCUUUCCAUGAGUGGCUAAUUUACGUGCUUCGAGAAGUCGAACUGAAAAGCUUUUCUCUUUGUCAAGUUCACCGUAAAGGAAUCUAUGAGAGCUUGGCACGCGCGCAUAAGACUGCGGGGAAAGCUUUCCAAUUUUCCUCUUGCUGUUUUUUAAGGUAAGAGAACAAAAAAUAUCGGGAAGACUUUAUAAAAAGCACUUUUGCUUAUUCCCAGUCAGUAGCGCAAGCUCUGGGAUGCGAAUGUGAGAGCUGAAUUCACAGACAGAUCGCUUUUGUGUUCUACUGCAUUGCAGUUUAAAACAGUGAAAGCGCGAGAGGAGCUCGCGCUCCGCAGCAUCUCAAUGAGCCGGACAAAGUCAUUUAAACUGCUCAAAUCUGACUCCCGUUCACUCCUAAAAGGCACAAAGAAACAUUAUUGUCCGUAAAAGAGGUGUGAAGACUUAUCGUUAAUGCUGAGCUCCUCAAAAAAAAGUGGAUUAUUUAUUUUAUCGUGUUGAAAACCUGACCUGGGAACUAAAAAGACUGUUGGAUAAAAUAAGAUUUUGCCGAGGGAAGCGUUUAUAGAGAUUAAUCGUUGACGAGUCUGUCUUGGACCAGAGGAAGCUGCAGAUAGAGAGUGACAGAGAGAGAGAGAAAGAGAGAGAGAGUCAUGGGGAGCAGGAGCGUUGGCGCAGUGCACUCCGCGCGCUGCUACCUCGUGCUUAUUCUGCAGCUGCUGACUCAGCUCCCGCGCUCCAAUUCAGUGCUGCGCUACACCGUGGCGGAAGAGGGGCCGGCCGACGUGCACAUCGGGAACGUGGCUUCCAACCUGGGACUGUCCACCUCUGGGAUUGGGACCGGUGAUGUCACUUUCGCUUUGGAAUCUGGCUCUGAAUACUUCAAAAUUGACAACGUCACUGGAGAGCUUACUACAGGCAGCAAGAGGAUUGACAGAGAGAAGCUGCCGCAGUGUCAGAUGAUAUUUGACGAGAACGAGUGCUUUUUGAACUUUGAAGUGUCAGUCAUAGGUCCCCUGCAGAGUUGGGUGGAUCUGUUUGAUGGUCGUAUUGUAGUCACAGACAUCAAUGACAACACCCCCUCUUUCCCUUCACCAGUACUUACACUAUCUGUUGAGGAGAAUCGCCCAAUCGGCACACUCUAUCUCCUUCCCACAGCGACAGACCGUGAUUUUGGUCGCAAUGGCAUUGAUCGCUAUGAGCUUAUUCAGGACAGUAGAGAUGUGGGGUCAUCUUCACGGCGACCUGCGAAUGGACCAACUAAUGGGAAUGGUGGUGACCGAAGGAGAGGGUCAGAAACAGGGACAGGAACUGCCAGCAGGAGCAGCGUGUUUGAACUACAAGUGGCCGACACACCUGAAGGUCAGAAACAGCCUCAGCUGAUCGUGAAAGGGCCUCUGGACCGUGAAGCACGGGAUUCUUAUGAACUAGUGCUACGAGUUCGUGAUGGCGGCAACCCGCCCCGCUCUUCACAAGCUCUGUUACGUGUAUCCAUCACAGAUGUCAAUGACAACAGUCCACGUUUUGAAAGAGCCGUGUAUGAAGCAGAAAUGGCAGAAAAUGCCCCACCUGGCACACCUGUCCUGCAGGUGCGUGCCUCAGACCGUGACGUUGGCGUGAAUGGGCAGGUUGAGUAUGUGUUUGGAGCAGCGACAGAAUCAGUGCGGCGCCUCCUGAGGUUGGAUGAAGCAUCAGGUUGGCUGAGCGUUCUGCAUCGUAUAGACCGCGAGGAAGUUUCACAGCUACGUUUCACCAUCACAGCCCGCGACCGUGGCCAACCUCCUCGUACUGACCGCACUACAGUUGUUCUCAAUGUCAGGGAUGAAAAUGACAAUGUACCAAUAGUAGAAAUUCGAAAAAUUGGACGAAUCCUUGUUCGUGAUGGUGCUGCAAUGGUUCCAGAGAACGUGCUGGUGGACACUCCAGUAGCAUUAGUGCAGGUUUCAGACCGCGACCAAGGAGAGAAUGGUGCAGUUACCUGCACUGUGGUUGGAGAUGUACCAUUCACACUGAAACCGGCGGGUGAGACGGCCCUGGCACCUCCACCAGCCACAGACGAUGCCUUUGAACGAAACAAAAAGAAAUACUUUCUCCACACCUCAGCACUUUUGGAUUAUGAAGCUACUCGAGAGUAUAGUGUGACUAUUGUGGCAGUGGACUCCGGUAGCCCAAGCCUCUCGAGUAAUAGUUCCCUUCUGGUGCGUGUGGUGGACAUAAAUGACCAUGCUCCUACUUUUGCCCAAAGCUUAGUGGAAGUGCAUUUUGCAGAGAAUAAUGCCCCAGGAGAACGAGUGGUCACUGUAGUAGCGUCUGAUGCAGACAGUGGCAAGAAUGCAGAGAUUGCUUACUCACUGGACCCAUCUGUUAAUGGAGCUUUUUACAUUGAUGCUGAUAAUGGUGAUAUUCGUGCCACUGGACCACUAGAUAGAGAGCAGAGGGAACGCUAUGAAUUUCGUGUAAUAGCUCGAGAUAAAGGCACACCAUCUCUGCAGGGCUCUGCUACUGUCGUAGUCCAGGUUACGGACAGGAACGACAAUGCCCCCAAAUUUGUCCAAGAAGUCUUCACAUUCUAUGUCAAAGAGAACCUUCUCACCAAUAGCCCUGUCGGCAUGGUGACUGUUACCGAUGCAGAUGAAGGUGAGAAUGCAGAGCUGAGUCUUUUCGUUGAGCAUGAUGAAGAGGAGGGUGGAGAAGAGGGCAAAGAGGGAAAGCAAGAAGUUUUCUCCAUUGAAAAUAACACUGGAACCAUUUUUUCCUCUGCAUCAUUUGACCGUGAAAGACGUAGCGCAUACUCAUUCCGCGUGCGUGCCGUUGAUGGUGGAGAACCGCCACGAUCUGCCACUGCCACCGUCUCCCUGUUUGUCACUGAUGAAAAUGACAAUGCGCCAUCAAUCACAUCACCCGCUAAUGAAUCAUACACCCUCCUGCCACCCGCUAGUGGGGCUCGGACUGUAGUCCGCACAGUCACAGCCUCCGAUGGUGACACAGGGUCUAAUGCCGAUCUCCGCUAUGCUCUGGUAGGCGGAAACCCUUUUCAUCUGUUUGAGAUUGGCUCUAGUAGUGGGGUCAUAACCUUGGCAGAGCCCCUAGAGAGAAGACACAGGGGUCUGCACCGAUUGGUGGUCCGGGUCAAUGACAGUGGCGUGCCUUCCCUUUGUGCCACGGCACUGGUGCAUGUCUUCAUCAAUGAGAGCUUGGCCAAUGCUACGCUGGUGGAUGCACAGGUGGCCCGCAGCCUUGCAGUCCCCCUCUAUUUGGAUAUUGCAGGUGACCCAGACAGUGAGAGAGCUUUGGGUAAACAACGGCUGAGCGUUGCCAUCGGUGUCCUUGCUGGUGCUGCCGCAGUUAUUCUGGUGAUCCUUCUGGUUGUGACAGCUCGACAGUGUGGGGCUCAGGGUAAGAACGGCUAUGAGGCUGGGAAGAAGGAGCCAGAAGAGGACUUUUUCAGUCCACAGCCUCCCCCUCUACAAGCCCAGGGCUCCCAAAAUGAGCGUGGGCGCAAACCACGCAGAGACAAGCGUAAUAACGGUACUGCCAAAUCUGAGCGUUCUUUAUACAGUGGAAUUAUGACGGUGAAUGGUUGCAGACGUGGGGGAGGCGAUGAAGAAGAGGAGGAUGAAGAGGCCAGCAGUGCCAGCGAGAGGAUUGCAGCACGUUAUUGUGCAGCAGCUAAUGGAGACCCCAGCAGUCCAAGACUUGGCUCGAGACGUCAUCAAUCAAGCCCAGAUCUGGCUCGGCACUACAAGUCCAGCUCACCUUUGCCUGCAGUGCACCUUCAGCCCAACUCACCACCCGUGGAAGGCAAGAAGCACCAGGCUGUGCAGGAACUGCCCCCCACUAACACCUUCACUGGCAACAGCACCGGUAAUGCAGACGCCAUGUCACUCAGCUCAGACCAAUGCUCCGAUUACGGCUGCCAAACAGUCAAGUACAGCAAACAGCCCCUCAGAAGAGUGACAUUUUCGGUGGUGAGUCAGACUCCUGAUCAAGGCUGCUAUGAUAGUGGAGUGGAGGACUCUGAGACCCCCAGCAGCAAGAGCUCCUCUGGACCCAGACUGGGAGCUUUACCGCUGCCUGAAGACGGAUAUGAAAGGACGACACCAGAAGGGAGCGUAGGCGAGGAGGAGCAUGUUGAAAAUGACCCCAGGCAGCUCCCUGAUGUGGCUCUGACAGGAAAGUGCACACGAGAGUGUAAUGAGUUUGGUCACUCUGACACCUGCUGGAUGCCCGUGCAACCAUCGCCAAGGAGACGCAUGGACCCACCCCAACUCUCCACCUUCGCCUCGCCCGGUGAUACCAACAACAACACGGAAGACGACAGCGACCGGGAGGAAGACGGAGACGGGGCUACGGAUAAGAGCAGCGGAGGAAGCGAGGAGGUUGCAAACGGAGAUCCGCUCGGAACGCUCAGCCGCCGGGACCGGAACAGGAACAUGGGCGAUCACAACCGUAAUCUCCUGAACCGGAAAAUGACCUCGGCAUCCUACGACACAUUCAGCAGUGCCGGCUUUGGCCACCGUCCGGAUGAAGAGGACUCACACCCACCCGAGGUCAUUCCGCUUACGAGGACGGGGGGCGACUAUAAGACCACCUCGUGCCUCACUCUGUCUCGUAGGGAAGUGUACCUGUGAGCAGCUGCACGGGGCGGCCCAAAACAACUUCACUGCAUCGGAGCAGGAGGAUCAUUGAGAGACUAGCCUAUACCUGGUCAAAACAGGCAUCUUCUCCUUGCCAAAAAUUCAUCAUCAGUUCAUUACUCUAGAUGCAAAACAUCAAAGUUGAGGAGAAGCAGUGAAUCAUCUUUUAUUCUUUCAUAAACUUGCAUGUUAGGCCUCCCACAGACAGGGGGCGAUGUGGGGCUGAUGGGCUAAAUCCAGUCACGGACCACAUGAACGGAUGCUCAUUUAAUCUGAUCGUGACACAUCAUGAAAAUAAAACCACGUGGCAUCAUGAAAAGGAAAUCCUAGUCAAUCAUAGAGCGACAGCGUCAACUAAAUAUUAAUCUAACUAGUUUCCUGUCGCUGAGCCAGUAUGCUUAUUUAAUUACAGUCACAUGGUAAACACUACACAUGUAAAUGCUUUCAUCAUAGACUUUUAGAGAGAAACAAAAUAGUCUGGUCAUUCAUUUUUAUCAUUUGUAAAGCUACAAUACCCGUUUUUUUUAUUAUGUUUUUUACAAAUAUGGGAAUAUACCACAGCACUCAAUAGUGCUUUGAAACUUUCGGAUGGAUUUCUUUAUUAUUUCAUCACUUCUCUAAUGGAGCAAUUAUCACAAUGACUGUUAAAGCCAAUGAAAUCAUGCCAUAGAUACAGCACUCUGUACACAGCACAAACAUACACACGCACACACACACACUGAGAUACAUGUCUGUGUAAAAGUGUGUAUGUACUGUAUAAACAGACAUUUUGGCAUACCUGAGGCUUUUUUAAGAAACGUUUUUUGAAAGUAGAUAUAGCAUUUUUGCCUGCUUGAUCUUCAACUAGUAUAUAAGACACUGUGUAAAGUGCACACACAGGGGCAUUAAACAUGGUUUAGAUACAUCUAUACUAUACUAUAAACAACAAAUAUACUGUAUCUCAUCCCCUUUAUGUAGAGCUCAUAUGUAAACCAAAUUUCUUUAAAGGCAACACUGCAUGAGGAUAAGCUAAUGCUUAUUUUGUUAGAUAAGAAUCAGAUUUUGUUGUUUUUCUGAACCUAACCUCUUUAGGAGGCGCGUGUGAGUGUGUGUGAAAAACCUGACGGAGGACGCCUAGAUCUUUAAUUUAGCCAGAAAUUACACACACAAUGUAGUUGUUCAAAUAUCUGUAUGGCAUUUAAAACUAAUGAAGACAUUUGAGUCUUUGUUGAUCAUACGGCAGCCUCGUCCAGGUCUUCAUCAAGCCUCUGGAAUUUUCAAAUUGAGUUUAGGAAUGACUGUUUUUUUUUUUAGCUCUUGUUAUGCAUUGUAAGUACAAUCUGAUUGAUAAGAACAAACUGACAUGUAUUUCACCAACUCUCAGGAAACUUGAGAUUCAGUAUGUGUCCCUCAGCCCUCCGCUUUAGUCUGCGCUCCGAAUUUGUCCUCACAAGGCUAUUUUUCAGACUCCCUGUACCUGUCAGACUCGUCUCUUUCACUUCACGGAACAGCCUUGGGUCUGGAGCGGGACUGGUGGACUCCAGUCCAUCUAUGCCAAAAUCUGUCCAGCUUUUCUGGUUUUACUGGAAGUACUGGUGCACAAACUUAGCUAAAAAAAACCUCGGCUCCUGGAUGAGUGGAGCCUGUUGAACUGGCCUAUACAGGGUUUGUGAAACCGGAGGACUUGAGAAGAGGGAAGUUGUCUCUAAAAAUUGCGUGUUUCCUUUGCCAGGUUCAUAGGCGAAAUAUGCUGUUAUACAGCUGUCUGUAAGUAGUGUACAUUGAUUAUUGGGUGCAUUAGGGACUAUGUAUAUGAAACCAUGUGUUUUCUUACUUUUUUUUUUCUGCACGUUUACCUAACAGUUCAACUCAUUUACUGCAAAACGGGGAGGGACGGGGAGGGCAAAAUAACAUUGUGUCUAAAGCGUAACAUUCACUUGAACUUUUUUAUGAGAUAAACACUGAACUCAUGUACUCACCCAACAUCCGCCAUUUUACUGCUACCCCGUAGAGAAAUGACCACGGAACUUUAACCUGAAAGGCAUGUUGACGGUCUUUAAUCCUGCACCUGUGAGGAAAAUGUUUUUCAUUUUUUCCUUUUUUUAUUCUAUGUGAAAGAGGAGUUUUUGAAGCUCUCUCUCAUGGAAUUAAUGCGUUCAUUGCAUUUGUUAUGACAAAUAACAAAUUAAAAGGGGUCAGAAUGGGUUUAAAGUUUGGUAUGUGACAUGUAAAAGUUUGAUUUUGACAUUAAAACACCUUUAAACCGU